Brassicogethes aeneus is the source of this 1223-nucleotide messenger RNA. The record is from the annotation of a GenBank genome assembly. Lineage: Eukaryota; Metazoa; Arthropoda; Insecta; Coleoptera; Nitidulidae.
AUUUAAUUACCUAUAAAUCCCAAAUCACUUUUUAAAACGAAUUCUUCCCGAAUCAUUUCAUAUUAGUAUACGUGCAUUCCUUAAACAUUUGAAGGUCAAAUUAAUGUAAACAGCUGGCCAAUUGACAGAUGAUUGCCCUAGACGCGAAAAGUCGUGAAACUAUGGCCGCUAAUCUGGAUAGUAAUAUCGAAAAUAACAACGACAACAUGGAAAAAUGUUACGAAAAUUAUAUUUUAAUUGACGUUGGGGCUAACUUGACCAAUAAAAAGUACAGCAGGGAUCUAGAUUCUGUUAUACAACGUGCUAAAGAUUCAGGUGUUCAAAAAAUUAUGGUAACGGGGACCUCUGUUAAGGGUAGUAAAGAAGCUUUAAGAUUGACAAGGAUAUAUCCAGGAACUUUAUAUUCCACUGCAGGAAUACAUCCUCAUGAUGCAAAAUCUUACACUGAUGAAUCAUGGACUGAAUUAAAAAUGUUAGCUCAAAACCCUGAAUGUGUAGCUGUGGGCGAAUGUGGUUUAGAUUAUAAUAGAAACUUUUCAGAACCUGAAGAACAGAGAAAAGUAUUCAGAAAACAUAUCGAAUUAGCAAUAGAGUUAAAGAAACCGUUGUUUGUGCAUGAACGUGAUGCUCAUGAAGAUUUAUUAGCCAUUUUAAAUGAGUUUAAAGGAAAAUUGCCUUCAGUUUUAGUUCACUGUUUUACUGGAAGUUGUGAAAAUGCCCUUUCCUACCUAAAUAAUGGGUUUUACAUAGGACUUACAGGUUACCUGUGUAAAGAUAAAUCAGAUACUGGGGUCAGGAAACUUUUGGUCGAUGGUACCAUUCCUUUGGAUAAGUUGGUUGUCGAAACAGAUGCCCCAUUUAUGUAUCCCAAUACAAGAGCCUCAAAAUUGCCCACACAUGUAAAAGAUGGACUUACUGAAAGGUCUAUGACUUUUUUGCACAGAUACUGCACUUUUCAAAGAAAUGAGCCAUGUUCCUUGCCCGCCAUAGUAGAGAUGGUUGCUGCUUUUAUGAAUAAAAAGCCUGAAGAAGUUGCCCUAUCCACCUCAUUCAAUGCUAUGAAAUUAUUUGGUCUUUCUUAAUCGUUGAAACAUUUACAUAUGUAUUAAAAUUUUUGGUGUUAUUUUUCUUUAUUAAAUUGCCAUUAGAUUAGGUCUAAAUGCUAUAUUUUUUAUUGCAAUUUUCCUAUUUUUUUAGAUAGUUUUAUUUAUUUUUACUAUUAU